UUUACAGGUGUUUAACAUUUCUCCUUCCAGCUGCUACUGGGUGCUGUGUCAUGGCUUGCCCCUGGCAGUCAGAUGAGCUCAUUUUUUUUGUGAAUGGCAAGAAGAUAAUAGAGAAGCAUGCGGAACCUGAAGAACUGUUGUUGUCUUAUUUGAGAAAAGGACUUUGUCUCACAGGGGUGAAAAAAGGCUGUGGAAUAGGGGGCUGUGGAGCCUGCACAGUGAUGAUAUCCACCUAUGACCCAGUUUCCAAGAAGAUACUACAUUAUCCUGCCAACUCCUGCCUGCUCCCCAUAUGCUCGCUGCAUGGCGCUGCAGUCACCACUGUGGAAGGUGUUGGAAGCUCAAAAACCAGGAUUCACCCAAUUCAGGAAAGGCUGGCCAAGUGCCAUGGCUCUCAAUGUGGCUUCUGCACCCCUGGAAUGGUGAUGUCCAUGUACGCUUUGCUGAGAAACCACCCAGAGCCCUCCAUGGAGCAGAUAACUGCAGCUCUGGAUGGUAAUUUGUGCCGUUGCACUGGAUACAGGCCAAUAAUAGACAGCUACAAGUCUUUUGCUGGGGAACCCACCUGCUGCCAGCUGAGAGGAACAAGACAGUGCUGCCUGGAUCAAGAAGGUGUGCAUGCAUCUUCUGAUAAGGGAGAUGGGAUGUGUUCAAACCUCUGCAAUCCAAAAGAGUUUCAGCCCAUGGACCCAAGCCAGGAGUUUAUUUUUCCUCCAGAACUUAUGAGAAUGGCUCAGGAGCAGCAGAAAAGAACUCUGGUUUUCCAGGGGGAAAGAACUACGUGGAUUUCUCCCAGCAGCCUGAGAGAGCUUCUGGAGCUCAAGGCCAAGUACCCCAAAGCACCUGUCAUUGUGGGGAACACCAGUGUUGGGCUUGACAUGAAAUUUGCUGGUGUUCAUCAUCCCAUUAUCCUCUAUCCCACCAUGAUUCCAGAUCUGCAUGAUGUGAGUAGCACUGCUAAUGGACUAGUGAUAGGAACUGCCUGCGGACUGGCUCAGCUUAGAGACAUCCUGAGAGAAGUGGUAUUGAAGCUCCCAGAGGAGAAGACAAAGAUCUUCCAUGCUCUCUUGCAGCAGCUGAAAACUCUGGCUGGAGAACAGAUCAGGAGUGUGGCUUCUUUAGGGGGACACAUUGUUAGUAGAGGAUCAACGUGGGAUCUGAACCCUGUCCUGGCAGUUGGCAACUCUAUUCUCAACCUGGCAUCAAAAGAUGGAAAACGGCAGAUUCCUUUAUCGGAUGACUUUCUUGCUGGAUUUGAAAAUGCAGAUAUUAAGCCACAAGAGGUUAUAGUGUCAGUUUUCAUCCCAUACUCUAAGAAGGAUGACUUUGUGUCAGCCUUCCGACAGGCAGAGCGCCGGAAGAACGCCUUGUCGAUUGUGAAUUCUGCAAUGAGAGUGCUUUUCAAACCAGGCACAAAUAUCAUUAUGGACCUGAACAUUCUGUAUGGAGGCAUUAGCUCUACCACAGUCAGUGCAAGAAAAUCCUGCCAGAAGCUCAUUGGGAGGCAAUGGAAUGAGCAGAUGCUGGGUGAAGCUUGCAGACUGGUGCUUGGCGAAAUUUUUCUCUCCCCCUCAGCUCCAGGUGGGAAGGUGGAAUAUAGAAGAACUCUGCUUGUCAGCUUCCUUUUCAAAUUCUACCUGCAAGUAUUGCAUGGUUUAAAGAUGGUGGAUCCAACAAGGUAUCCUGACGUACCAAAGGAGUUCAUGAGUGCUGUAGAAGAGUUUCAGUGGAAAACACCCCACAGUAUACAAGCAUAUCAGGACGUAGACCCAAGGCAGCCUCCACAAGAUCCAGUGGGACGUCCUAUCAUGCACCAGUCUGGAGUUAAGCAUGCCACAGGUGAAGCUAUCUACUGUGAUGACAUUCGUCAUCAGGAUGGCGAGCUAUUUUUGGCUGUGGUCACAAGUUCAUGAGCCCAUGCAAAAAUUUUAUCAAUUGAUGUAUCAGAAGCCCUCAAAGUGCCAGGAGUGGUUGAUGUGGUAACAGCUAGCGAUGUUCCAGGGGAAAAUGGCACUAAAGAUGAGAAAGCAUAUGCAGAAGACGAGGUGAUUUAUGUGGGUCAGAUCAUCUGUGCUGUGGUUGCAGAGUCAGAUACUCAGGCAAAGAGAGGGGCUAAAAAAGUGAAAAUACAGUAUAAAGAACUGGAGCCAAUUCUGACCAUUGAGGAUGCAGUAAAGCACAAUUCAUAUUUUGGAUCAGAAAAGAAAGUAGAACAAGGAAACAUUGAGGAAGGAUUCAAGUCAGUUGAUGAAAUCAUUGAAGGUGAAAUGCAUAUUGGAGGACAGGAACAUUUUUACUUUGAAACUAAUAGUGUACUUGUUGUUCCAAGAGGAGAGGAUAAGGAAAUGGAUGUGCAUGUGUCAACUCAGUAUGCAAUAGACGUUCAGAAAUUAGUGGCUUCAGCUUUAGAUGUCCAGUCCAAUAAGAUCAUGUGCCACAUGAAACGUGUUGGUGGAGCUUUUGGUGGGAAGAAUACAAAACCUUCAUAUUUUGCUGUAGCUGCAGCAGUGGCAGCAAACAAGACUGGGCGUCCAGUCCGUUUUAUCCUGGAGCGAGAUGAAGAUAUGUUAAUCACUGGAGGCCGACACCCUUUCUUUGGAAAAUAUAAAAUAGGAUUCAUGAAUGAUGGUAGAAUCAUAGCAGCAGACAUUCAGUGCUAUGUUAAUGGUGGGUGUACACCAGAUGAGUCGGAAAUGGUAAUAGAGUAUGUUGUGUUAAAAAUGGAUAAUGCUUACAAAAUCCCCAAUUUCCGAGUCCGGGGCCACGCCUGCAAAACACAUUUGCCAUCAAAUACUGCCUUCCGAGGAUUUGGCUUCCCACAAUCAGCUCUGUUUGCAGAAUCCUAUCUUGCAGCUGUGGCAACCCAAACUGGUUUACCACAUGAGAAGGUUCGGGAGCUGAAUAUGUAUGAAGGAAUUAGUGUAACUCCUUUCAAAGAGGAGUUUGAUGCAGCAAACCUGAAGAGAUGCUGGAAAGAAUGUUUGGCGAAGUCUGAAUACUACAGCAGGAAAACAUCAGUGGAAGAAUUUAACAAGCAAAAUUAUUGGAAAAAGAAGGGGAUUGCCAUUAUUCCUAUGAAAUUCUCAGUUGGAUAUAAUACAACAUAUUACCACCAGGCUGCAGCUCUGGUGCAUAUUUAUACAGAUGGGUCAGUACUGGUGACACAUGGUGGAAUUGAAUUGGGACAAGGAAUUCACACCAAGAUAUUACAGAUUGCCAGCCGUGAAUUAAAGGUGCCAUUGUCAUACAUACAUCUUUGUGAAACAAGUACAGCAACUGUGCCUAAUGGGCAAGCCACAGCAGGAUCAGUUAGCUCAGAAACCAAUGGAAAAGCAGUUCAGGAUGCUUGUCAGAUUCUUCGGAAGCGCCUGGAACCCAUCAUUCAGAAGAAUCCUGAAGGCAAAUGGGAGGACUGGAUUAUGGAAGCUUUCCAGCAAAGUAUCAGUCUCUCGGCUACAGGCUUUUUCAAAGGCUACGUUACAAAUAUGAACUGGGAAAAAGGGGAAGGCCACGCUUUUCCAUAUUUUAUUUCUGGAGUUGCUUGUUCUGAAGUUGAGAUUGACUGUCUGACAGCAGACCACCAGAAUAUCAGAACAGACAUUAUCAUGGAUGCUUGUUUCAGCAUAAAUCCAGCUGUAGAUAUAGGACAGAUUGAAGGUGGCUUCAUUCAGGGAGUAGGACUCUAUACAAUGGAAGAAAUACAAUUUUCCCCAGAAGGAGAGCAGUACACUCUGGGCCCCGAUGCAUACAAAAUUCCUGCUGUGUGUGACAUCCCUGAGCAGUUCAAUGUUUACUUGCUGCCAAACACACAAAACCCACUUGCCAUCUACUCUUCCAAGGGCAUGGGUGAGGCUGGUGUAUUCUUGGGAAGCUCUGUGUUCUUCGCUCUAAGGGAUGCAGUGGCUGCUGUGAGGAAGGAAAGAGGAUUACCAGAGACCUUCACGCUGAACAGCCCUCUGACUGCUGAGCAGCUUCGAAUGGCCUGUGCUGAUGACUUCACUAAGAUGAUUCCCAAAGAUAAGCCUGGAACCUACAAACCUUGGGCUAUUGGAAUAGCCUAAUAUUGUUUCCCAGACUCUGAAGUAAUUAUGUGAUAGUUUUAGUCACUUUCCAAUUUUAAAAAGUUCCAAGCUUAAUAGUAAAUUAAUUGAUUUAAAAUCUAUUCACUGAUGCACAGAGUAUCUGUACACCUGGAUAUUAUCUAUAGCUCUUAUUGUAUUGCCAAUAUGAUGGUGGCUCUUACAUCCCAUCAUGUAACUCACAUUCAAUCCAAAUAUUUAGAGACAACAUAAUUACAUUAUAUUUUUACAAAUAUCUUUGUAUUACUAUUAACGUAGAAUUUGCUCAGGCCACUUGUUGAUAAACUUUGCCAAGUGACCAUUUCUCUUGAUAAAUUGCUAGUGCCUGUUACCAAUGAGAAAAGUACAACUGCAUAAUAUUCUUGGUAAUUUGAUAUUCACAGAAAUAAUAAGGGUAUGAGGGUGAGAACUAGCUAACAGGUCUUGUUUUUGUGUUAAUAAUUUUAGGUUAAAAUGCUCCUAAAGUGGAGUUCUUAUUGGAUCUUUCACUUUAUUAUAUUUUUGGGCAACUGACAUAAUUUUAGAAUUAGGUACCACAGCAAUCCAAGCCGUGGAAAAGGAUAUGGAUUUGAAUUUAAGAAGCGAGACUGUAAACAACAUGAAAAAAGCUAGUAAGUGGCAUUUUUGUUAGUUGUUUUUUAGUUAUGAUCUCUGUAUUUGUUUUAAAAUAUUUUCAAUAA
Molecule: messenger RNA, 4759 nt
Organism: Alligator mississippiensis (American alligator)
Lineage: Eukaryota; Metazoa; Chordata; Crocodylia; Alligatoridae
Product: aldehyde oxidase 2-like
Exons: 35
Molecular function (GO): oxidoreductase activity; iron ion binding; FAD binding
Source: RefSeq, a predicted model, not a curated record